Molecule: messenger RNA, 2229 nt
Organism: Pediculus humanus corporis (human body louse)
Lineage: Eukaryota; Metazoa; Arthropoda; Insecta; Psocodea; Pediculidae
Product: Sulfate/thiosulfate import ATP-binding protein cysA, putative
Exons: 12
Coding region: 1-2229 (742 amino acids)
Cellular component (GO): membrane
Molecular function (GO): ABC-type transporter activity; ATP hydrolysis activity; ATP binding
Source: RefSeq, a predicted model, not a curated record
AUGGAAAAAAAAGAAAAAGCAGUUUUCGUGAGAGGAGUUUGUAAAAAAUAUGGGAAAUCUAAAAAAUCACAAUUUAUAUUAAAUAAUUUGGAUAUGACCGUUGAAAAAGGAACAAUAUAUGGAUUAUUGGGAGCAAGCGGAUGUGGGAAAACAACCCUUCUCACGUGUAUUGUCGGAAGAAGAAGCAUCACAUCGGGAGAAAUAUGGGUUUUAGGUGGUAAACCGGGAAGUCGUAAAAGUGGAGUUCCAGGACCUAGAUUAGGAUACAUGCCUCAGGAAAUAGCAUUGAUGAGACAAUUUACGAUACGAGAUGCUUUAAAUCAUUUCGGUUGGAUUUACGGUAUGAAUAACGAUGAGAUAAAUGUCAGAAUUGAUUUUUUAUCAGAACUUCUUGACCUUCCUCCGUCUGAUACACAAAUUAAAAAUUUAUCCGGGGGUCAACAGAGAAGGGUAUCACUUGCCGUGUCUCUGGUACAGGAUCCGGAAUUAUUGAUUCUAGAUGAGCCGACGGUUGGAUUAGAUCCGGUAUUAAGGCAAAAAAUUUGGGAUUAUCUUUUAGACCAAGUUAACAAACAUAAAAAAACCGUUAUUAUAACGACUCAUUAUAUAGAAGAAGCGCGACAAGCUCACAAGAUCGGCCUUAUGAGAAAUGGAAAAUUAUUAGCAGAAGACACACCGGAUAGACUCCUUAACAUAUAUAAUUGUUACGGUUUGGAAGAUGUUUUUCUCAAACUGAGUUCUCGACAAGAUGAAAAUUUAAAUGAAAUUUCACAAACAAUACAAAAUAUAAUACCAAUGAAUUCUCCAAACGUUACCAAUUCAACCGUACAUAAUUUUAACGAAGGUAAUACGAGUUGUCGGAGUAAAAGUGAACUUCCAGAAUCUACCGUGUCAUUAGAAACUUUGGAAAACAGAAGGGAAAACAUAGAACUCCAAGAUCUUACGUAUGAUAAUUCGAAUGAAUAUAAAAAGAAAAAUUUUAAAUGCAUAGCAAAAGGUCACGCCAAAGCUUUGCUAUCGAAAAAUUGGUACAGGAUAACGCGUCAUCCGGGAGCGAUAAUGUUUAUUUUCUUUUUUCCCAUGUUGGAAUUAUGUUCGUUUUAUUUGGCCGUCGGAGGACACCCGAAAGGAUUAAAAUUAGGUGUUGUAAAUGAAGAAUUGGGAAAUUUUACAUCAUGUAACGACCUGAUAAAUUCCCUUGGGAACGAAUACGGUAGUCAAAAUAUAACUAAAGAGGAUGGCAUAUCAUAUUGUAAAAUGGAAGGACUUUCUUGUAAAUUUUUAAAUAAAAUAAAAGACGAAAUGAUUAUUAAAACUCCAUACAGGGAUAAAUUAAGCGCUUUGGAAGAUGCAAAAAAGGGUAAAUUAAUUGCCGUAAUACAUUUUAACAAAAACUAUUCGAAAGAAUUCGAAAACAGAUUAGAAUAUGGAGAUGGUUCAACGGAUGAAACGAUAUAUAAUAGUUUGAUACCCGUUUGGAUGGACAUGUCGAGACGUCAAAGCGCAUUAAUUUUAGAAAGACAAUUACUUAACAUACAUUCGGAAUUUGUUAACGAAACAUUUACUCAUUGUAAUAUAUUACCUAAGGUCGGUAUGAUACCCGUUAAAUUUCAAAAACCCGUUUAUGUAUUUUUGAAUAUGUUCCCAUUUUGUUUGUUGUCGGUGAUGAUUUUUUUCCUUGCCGUCAGCGUGACAGCAACAAUAAUAGUCGUGGAAAGAUUAGAUGGAAUUUGGGAUAGAACACUUUUGGCUGGUGUCACAUCCGUUGAAAUAUUAUUAUCACACAUUGUUCUAGAAGCUGGUGUGAUUUGCCUUCAAGUACUCGAAGUUAUAAUAUUUGUUUUUUUUAUUUUCGGUAUGCCCUGCGUCGGAAGUUAUUUAGACAUUGUUAUUCUUUUAAUACUUCAAGGUUUUUGCGGAAUGUGCGGAGGAUUUCUCGUAUCGGUUUCGUGUAAUUCCGUAACGACAUCAAAUUUUGUUUCGAUGGGUAGUUUUUAUCCCGUACUUAUUUUUUCCGGUCUUUUAUGGCCCAUAGAAGGUAUGCCCAACAUAUUGAAAACAAUAUCCAUAGGUAUGCCGACGACAUAUGCGACACUAUCGAUGAGAAACAUUAUGGAAAAAGGAUGGACACUAACAAGAAGUUACGUUUACGAAGGUUAUUUAAUAUCAAUAUUAUGGAUAUUUAUUUUUUCAACUGCGAGCAUUUUAGUUGUUAAAGCGAGAAAAUGA